Molecule: messenger RNA, 3660 nt
Organism: Capsaspora owczarzaki ATCC 30864
Lineage: Eukaryota; Filasterea; Ministeriida; Capsasporidae
Exons: 4
Coding region: 1-3660 (1219 amino acids)
Biological process (GO): mismatch repair
Cellular component (GO): mismatch repair complex
Molecular function (GO): mismatched DNA binding; ATP-dependent DNA damage sensor activity; ATP hydrolysis activity
Source: RefSeq, a predicted model, not a curated record
AUGCUCCGCUCGGGCGUCUCCAUCCCGUCGCUCGCUGCCUGCGUCGAGGAGCUCGUUCUGAAUAGCAUCGAUGCAGGCGCGACGGCGGUCGAUGUGCAUGUCGAUCUGCAGCUGUGCCGACUGCGCGUGCUGGACAACGGCGCCGGCAUUGCGCUUCGUGAUCUGGCUCGCGUUGGAGAGCGACACGCCACAAGCAAGUUUGCUGCUGGUUCUGUCUCCAGUGCUGCUGGCGGCGUGGUGGCGAUCGAGGACGACGCUGAUCUCAUGCAGACGCUGUCGUAUUAUGGGUUUCGUGGCGAGGCGCUCGCGUCCGUGGCAGACAUGUCCACCCUGGUCGAGAUUGUCACUCGCGUUGACAAUGACAAUGCCGGGCAAUCAAGCGAAACGUACUUCAAGUUAUUGCGUCCGACUCCGAGUGAGAAUCGCAAUCCGGCGACACAACGCUCCUCCGAGCAUGAGAAACCGCUGCCGCAAUAUCACGUCGGCGUUUCGGCUGUCAAACGAGUCACUGCAGGCACGAUUGUCACAGUUCACGGCCUCUUUGCCACGAUGCCUGUGCGGCAGGGAGUCAUGCUCGCCAACCCCGUCCUGACGCUGGAGCAUGCUCGCCGAGCAGUCGAAGCGAUCGCGCUUGCCAAUCCAGGCGUUGCUCUCAGCGUUCACGACGAUCACAAUGCCCGACGGGUGCUCACGACUCGGCGACUGACCUCUGCGCUCAGCGUCUUCAAGCUCUUGUUUGGCGUGGAGCGCGUUGGUGUCACCGAGAAUGUCGACAUGAGCUUGUCGUGCGAGUUUUCCAAUCUGACAACUCGAUCCGCCCUCAAUCAACCCCAAGCCGCCGUGUCAGAGACGUUAGCAGCAGCAGCUCCAGAAUCAUCCAUUUUGGUGCGUUCGGUCACUGUUGUGGACUACUCCCUGCGGGGUUUUCUGUGCACCGAGCCGCAACCAGGCGCCAAGUCAAUGCAGUUCUUUUUCAUCAACCGUCGCCGCGUCCUUCAUACCCGCUUUCACAAGCUUGUGAACCAGCUCAUGCGACAAUGGCAGGGCACUCGCGGCCCGCGAUUUGUCAGCCAAACCUUGCCGGUUGGGCGCGACAUGCACGCGAGCAACAAUUCCCGGUCCUUUGACAAGGCUUCGUGCGCCUGGGUACUGAACAUGACCUGUCCUCCCGGGCUGUACGACAUUACGUUUGAUCCGGCCAAGACCCUGGUUGAAUUUGCCGAUUGGGAGACACCUCUGGCCCUUGUCGAGCAAGCCAUCCGCACUGCCCUCCAGUUCCAUCCCUCCACGGUGGCUGUCGCAACUGAUUUGCUUGCGGCCACGCUCUCGGAGCCGCCGACGUUUGCGUCCUUUCAGCCAGGUGGGCUGGUGAGUUCUGAGGUGGUGCGACGUGCACGAGCCCGGGAGUCGGCGAAUUCUGCUGUCGAGGUCGACGAAUGUGAUGCCGUUCCAAAACGCCCGAGACUUGCAACCGAGGACUCGGCUGCCGAUGAGAGUCAGUCCCGGUCGCGCUAUUUUCAGACACGCACUGCUCCUCAAGUAGAUCGCCCGGUACCCUCCUCCACGCUGCAGGACGACGAUGACGAAGACGACAGCGACAUUAUUGCAGAAGUGACCGCUUUGACCGGUGUCGACAGACAUCCUCCUGUGCGAGCGCCGACCUUGUACUCUUCUGGCUCACUGUUGGCGGCAGCAACGUCUGUGGAUUGGAACGAAGCCGAACUCAACCAAAUCCGAGACUUUGACUUUGCCUGCCAAAUUAGGCACCGCCAAAGCGAAUCCAUGACGCCCGUGUCGUCCGUGAUGAGCCUAACCGACGCGUCAAGUUUGGCAGAUAGCACUGUGGUCCAGGGUGUAGGUCCAUUGGGCGGAGGAGGUAGCUGGCUGACACCUGCUGAGCGGUCCCGUCAACACCGCCAAGACCUUGUGCUCCGCAAUGCCAUUGAAUUGCCAUCGAUUGCUCCAAUCCCUCUGAGCGCCCAGCAGGAGCAGCGUCGGCAAGAACGGUUUGACAGAGCCGCGCCACCAUCGUAUCCAACCGCAUCUCAGCGACAGCGGGCGGAUCACCACGCCGAGAAUCCUGUCGUGUCGAUUGCGCCUGUUCUGCAUCAGUUCAUGUAUAACCGGAAUGCGACUGCAGGUGGCGCUACUCACGACUUGGCACGACUGAAUACCAGUGCGCAAUCCCCUGCAGCUGCAGCUCUCGAUCACGCUCACUCUGGUUGCGAUCACGCCUUCCCAAACGACGAUGAGGAUGAUUUUCACGUGCGUCCUGCAUCCGCGUCAUCUUUGCAGCCAGUAGAAGACCUUGGUGUUCCUGCUAGCUUUGUCACACGUCCAGUCCCCGAUGUGCUCGAGCCGGAUGCAAACCCUACCUCGCCGAAACAGCAGGAAAGUGACGAGGUGAUGUUUACAAUUUCGAGCAAGCUUCGGUCGCACAACAACCUUGAGCGGCCCGCUGAUGACCCGACUGCUCACGACGACGAGUUCAGCAGCGCGGAGGCGGAUGACGCGUUGCUCGCAGCUAUGGCUCUCCCAAACUCCAACCCAGUGCUAUCUGUGGCUUCUUCGGGACCUUCCUUCCGCUCACUCAUGGCCAGAUGGCAAAAUCCAGUCUUCCCUUCACGACAGGCUCGUCCGAUGGAUGCUCGCGCGGCAUCCAACGAGGCAUUGCGCACUCAGCGUAAAGACGCAUCCCGAAGCAUGCACUUCCGCAAAGAGCUCUUCGGCCAACUGUCUGUGCUAUCACAGGUUGAGCGACAGUUUGUUGUGGUGCUGGCUCCUGGUGACGACCAACCUUCCGCCUUGAGCGAUGAUGGCAAUGAUUUGAUUUUUUGUGUUGAUCAGCACGCAGCGCACGAACGCAUCCGGCUCGAGCGCUUUACUCGAGAAGUGUACCAGUCCAAUGACCAAGGCACUGGUAGUUCACAAGUUCUAAAAUCCGAGACCCUGAAAGAUCCGCUGAGGCUGGCAAUGACAGUGGCGGAGGCGCGUCUGCUCGAGCCAUUCCGCGACAACCUUGAAGCAUGCGGCAUUCGCUUUCGGAUUGGCUCCAACGUCAAUGCGCUGGAGGACAAUGCCGAGUGCGCCGUCAUGAUUGAUGCCGUGCCUCCCAUUAUGCUUGAAGCAUCUCGAGCAGAGUACAUCAGCGGACAACACGUGUCUCGUUUCCAGCUCGAAAAGCAAGCGCGAGCACUCGUGGGCGGUGCCGAUGAUGUGGCACAAACCGUGUCCAGCCUGACCCAAGCGGCCAUCUUGCACGGUCUUAUUUCAACACUUGUUCGGUCACGCAUCGAUCAGCAGUGCCACACUGGCGGUGGUGCCUACGAUUUGCCAUUGACCAUUUCCAGUGCGUUGGCAUCCAAGGCGUGUCAUGGCGCCAUCAAAUUUGGUGACACGCUGUCCAUCGACCAGUGCAAGUCCCUUGUGAACACGUUGUCAGACUGUACCCUGCCGUUUCAGUGCGCUCACGGGCGCCCCAGCAUUGCUCCGCUUGUCAGCGUGCGCGACACGACGCUCACGUUUCCAGAGCUGAUAUCGGCGCCUGACGAUGCCUAUGGCCGCUCGAGUUCGCGCCCGGUGAAUUUCCAAGCUCUUCGUCACCGAAUCGCUGGCGGCACCCACGACAGCUGGUGGGCUACCGAUGGCAACGCUCUUUGA